ACUAACAAACAUCCGGUAAAGUCAACGAACUGGUUUCACGCCUAAAAACGAACAAAUUAAUCUCCAUUUCGAGCCAAAUUUGGUGAGAAAAGUGUAAAAUGUAUUAAUUGGAAAGUCUUUAUGGAAAUAGCUCAAUCAUAUAUUGUGUAAAGUUCAUAGAUGGGCAUAACUCUUGUUUUGAAAAGCGGAAUUUGAGCAAAGUCACUGUGAAAAAGGACGCUUGCGUCGUGAUAGCGCAUGCUAAACCGUAAAUUAAACGACUCCUUUUAUGAUAUAUAUUUUUAAUCAAGUCCACUGGAGGCUUUGCAAACCAUUUGAGCUUCCUGUAAAAGUAUAGCGAAAAUGAACCGUAUGUAUCUGAAUAAUGAACUAUUGGAGAUGUCAGUUUAUGUUAGCUAGCUGUUUAGCCGGGCCCGUCUAUUUAAAGCUUCUCGUCAGUCACUCAGGCUCGUAGUGUUGCGUCUGUAUUUUCAGCAGAAACAGUAGGGAUUAUUUACACUGCAUGUACUGUGAGCAUCUUUUAAAAAACAGUCAAACAGAUAGGUUAAUUGCUUUAUUUGGACAGUUUUAUUAAUAUUUGGAGAACAAUUGUGUUGAAUUUUGUAAUGUUGUAUUUUUCAGAAGCCGGCCCACCCUUGUCCACCUUGCGCCAACUGGUGCCCCCUUUGCGGCUGUGCUCGGCCGCCAUGUGGCAGCUGGCAAAGCAGAAAGAUGUGAUGAACUACCAGAAACUUCAGGAGUUUGUGUAUGCUGUGACUGAGGCGGUGCCUGGGCUGAUGAACAACAAGCAGAGAGUCCAGCUCAUCCUGGGCCUAAGAGCGAGGCUGAUCCUAGAGCUGUGCAAAGGCACUGUCCGGGGUUCUGUGGACUCUCGGAUGAUCCACAGCCACUUGGAGAAAUUCCCAGUAACUCCAGAUAGCGACGGCGACAUGAAAGCAGCCGAGUCCACUUUUGUCUCUCUGGUUCAGAGCCUCCUGAAGGAUCCGGCGGAACGAGCUUACUUCUUUAAGGAGGUGUUCCCUGUAGAAUAUGGAAGAAAGUAUGAUGCGGCCCUACACGUGUUACUUUGGGAGCUGCUCUCAAAAUUAGAGAAGCUGCUUCCAGUACCAGACCUCAAGCAGACGGCAGCCUGGCUGGGCUCGGCUCCCGCCGUUUUGGAUCAAUGCCUCCAGUCCACACCGGAAGAGCUGGCAGAGCUCUUUGAGCACUGCAAGGCUGCCGGGCUUUUAAAAAUGCAACACGGUCCCUCGUCCGCCGUGGGCAGCUGCAUCAUGUCCGCACUGUCCAUUCCACCCUCCCAAAAAGCAAACAUCGCCCAGGGUUCGUAUUCUACGCACAACCCCUCCGACGUCCCCUAUCCCGAGCAGUACAGCGUGGUGACGGUCUACACCGAGGUGGAGGUCCAAGACACGCCAGCUGAAGCUCAGACGGAUUUCUACCAAGUGGAAGUGACGCCCGGCGAAGAAGCCGCGGGCGAGACCUUGGAUGUGGCCAAAGCAUUGGAGACGCUGAGCAAAACGUUUGCGCUGAGAAAGGAGACUCUUGAAAACGACUCGGCGAGCAACGGCCAAUUUGCAAUUCAAGAUGUCUUUGGGGAGGCCGACGUUGACGUCCAGACCGACGCUGAAGCGAAGGACUCUUCCGCAGAAGACAACGCAACCAUAAAUGCCACGCAACUUCCUGUGUGCGAACAUUCAUCAAUUCCACUGAUGGACGCCUCCACUGGCUGCGUUGGAGCUGACCGACCAGUCGCCUCGUCUGUGAUCGCCAUUAAGGGAAGUGACCAAGGCGAUUCCGAUGAGAUGACGUCCAUCAUCUUCACGUGCUCGCGGUGCCCCUUCCACCAGUCGGACGACAACAGCCCGCCGCACUUUCACAUGCAGAGAGUUCGCACCGAGGACUACCGCAAGCUCUCGGGAUCCCACGAGGCCCCGAUUCCGUCGGAAUCGGAUGAAAUCUACACGUCCAUUAAGCUUUUUCCCAAAGGAGACGCGGCGCCGCCCGACGACCCGUCGGCGGACGACGAGGGCUCGGCGAGCCCCCGCCAGGCCGCCGGCAGGCCAAAAGCCCUGGCGUGCGAGACGUGCGGCAGGACGUUCACGCGCACGUCGGACGUGCGGCGCCACCAGCUGACCCACACGGGCGAGCGGCCCUUCCGCUGCUCGCAGUGCGAUCGCACCUUCCAGCACUCCUGGGACCUGACCAAGCACCAGGGCAAGUCGCACGCCGCCGCCGUCUCCUUCGCCUGUUCCUCGUGCCGGGCGUCCUUCGCCAACCUGCGCGCGCUGACCGACCACCACAAGCGCCGGCACUCGGACGGCGGCCGCCUGCCGCGCAUCUGCUCCAUCUGCAGCCGCGGCUUCGCCUCGGCCGGCGAGCUGCUGGAGCACAGGAAGUCGCACGUGCUCAGGCGCUACGUCUGCCCGCAGUGCGGCGAGGGCUUCGACUCGCUGCCGGCGCGCGCGCUCCACCGGCAGGCGCAUCGGACGAAGCGGCAAUUCAAGUGCCCGCACUGCGAGAAGACGUACACGCGGCGCUCGGACGUCAAGCGGCACAUGUCGGCGCACACGGGCGAGCGGCCUCACCAGUGCGGCCAGUGCGGCAAGCGCUUCUCGCUGCGCUUUAUGCUAGUCAAGCACCUGCGCGUCCACACGGGCGAGCGGCCAUUCCAGUGCUCGCACUGCGCCAAGAGGUUCACCCUGGCGUCGGUGCUGGCGCGCCACGAGCGGAUGCACACGGGCGAGAAGCCCUUCCUGUGCUCCCAGUGCGGCAAGGCCUUCCUGUCGCGGGGCGAGCUCUCCAAACAUCACCGCUCGCACGGCGACGAGCGACCCUUCGGCUGCUCGCUGUGCGACAAGCGCUUCAAGAGCAAGAAGACGCAGCAGGAGCACCUGGUCUCGCACACGGGCGCCCGCCCGUACCCCUGCGCCUACUGCGGCAAGGGCUUCGCCAAGCCCUCGGCGCUCACCCGACACCACCUCAUGCACACGGGCGAGAGGCCCUUCCCCUGCGGCUACUGCGACAAGUCCUUCCUCACGCGCGGCGAGGCGCAGCUGCACCGCCGCGUGCACACGGGCGAGCGGCCGUACGCCUGCGACGCCUGCGACCUCGGCUUCAAGAGCUCGUCCGAGCUGGCGUGGCACAAGCGCCGCCAUUCGGACGCCGCCAAGCCCGACUGCGAUCGCUGUCAGAAGACCUUCUCGUCCCGGGCCAAACUCAAGAAACACAUGCAGACUCACGCGGAGCACAUCGCUGACUGAUUGGUCUUUGUUUUUUUUUUUUUUUUUUUUUGUAUCUAAAUGUUAUUCUCCUCUCGAGUUUCUGGUCUUCGGGUUAUUUGGGCCACAAAACUGAAAAUAAAAUGGACUCGGAGUAGUGACAACUUCGGGAGCGAACGGUAUGGUCGACUUCAUUAUUGUGCGUCUUCUAUGUUGUUGUUUU
This is a messenger RNA of Hippocampus zosterae (dwarf seahorse), 3441 nucleotides long. Its product is annotated as zinc finger protein 799-like. Lineage: Eukaryota; Metazoa; Chordata; Actinopteri; Syngnathiformes; Syngnathidae. Gene Ontology annotation, biological process: regulation of transcription by RNA polymerase II. Gene Ontology annotation, cellular component: nucleus. The transcript is spliced from 8 exons. Bases 606 to 3260 code for a protein of 884 amino acids. The record is from RefSeq and is a predicted model, not a curated record. Gene Ontology annotation, molecular function: RNA polymerase II transcription regulatory region sequence-specific DNA binding; DNA-binding transcription factor activity, RNA polymerase II-specific.